Propithecus coquereli (Coquerel's sifaka) is the source of this 528-nucleotide messenger RNA. RefSeq names its product glutaredoxin 2 (gene GLRX2). The record is from RefSeq and is a predicted model, not a curated record. Bases 3 to 377 code for a protein of 124 amino acids. The transcript is spliced from 3 exons. NCBI's taxonomy places the organism in Eukaryota, Metazoa, Chordata, Mammalia, Primates, Indriidae.
GGAUGGGGAGCAGCGUAUCUUCAUCUUUGGCGAAGUCAGCAACUGCUCCCAUGAACCAGAUCCAAGAAACAAUUUCUGAUCACUGUGUAGUGAUUUUCUCAAAAACAUCCUGUUCUUACUGUAAAAUGGCAAAAAAGCUUUUCCAUGACAUGAAUGUUAACUGUAAAGUGGUGGAAUUGGACACGCUUGAACAUGGAAGCCAAUUUCAAGAUGCUCUUUACAAAAUGACUGGUGAAAGGACUGUUCCAAGAGUAUUUGUCAAUGGAACUUUGAUUGGAGGUGCGGCUGACACUCACAGGCUUCACAAAGAAGGGAAAUUGCUUCCGUUAGUUCAUCAGUGUUAUUUGAAAAAAAGUAAGAGGAAAGAAUCUCAGUGACAUAGGUACUCAAAACUUUGCUGGUAAAUGUCAGUUAUGUAGAGUGAUAAUGCCUGAUAGUGUCUUUAAAAUGAGGAUGUUUUAAAUAUAUGAAUUCUCUUCAUGAAGAAGAUGUAAAAAUAAUGAACAAUAAAUUGCAGUGGAAACCUCA